CUAAAUGAAAACUUCUGUUGAUUUCCAUACAAAGACAUUUUUGGGAUUCCACAAUGAUUAUCCGGAAAUUAGCAUGAAACACUUGGCAAAAACAUGAGUCGGUACCGGAUCAAUUCUGAACCAAAGGGGCCGACACCGAUAGUCAUAUACACGUCACAAGUUAAGGAUGAUUAACUCUUCCACCUGUCUGUCUUUUCAAAAAGUUCGUUCACAUCGAGAGGUGUCUGUGUUCCUGGAAAUUAUUCAAAAAAUAUGGUAAUGCGACAUAUCCAGUGGUACCCCCAUAUAUUUCAGCGUAACUGUACCUUAGAGUAAACAAUUAUUAUAAAAGAAGUCAAUAACAAAAAACACCAUUGUCUUAUGUGCAACGCCAAAAUGAUUCCCUUCUUACUUUUCAUCUUGUUCCAAGUUAGUUUGAACGUUGAGAGUUUCACGAUUGAGGCCUUGCAUGAUCACAUGACUGAUUCCGAGUUGGCAUAUUAUUUUCAAAAUAGUGAUAGAGUCCGGGUGCCCAAAUACGAAAUCGUCUAUCUACCAACAAUAAUACCCCUUCGAGAAGCUGAUCGGUACGAAGCUGAUGAAAGUGAGGAUGAAGCUAUCGAGUAUAAGUUUUCUGCAUUUGAACAGCCCGUUUCUCUCAAACUGAAGAGAAACAAAAAUUUAAUAGCUCCCAAUUUCAAGACCGUCAUAACAAAUGGCGAUUAUGAUACCGAAAUUAUCACCAAUCAUUCUAAAAACUGCCAUUAUCUUCACGAAGACGACAGUUCGGUAGCAGCCAUCAGCAUCUGUCAGCCUCAAUCUAUCCAAGGAAUCAUAGUUUUGAAGAACGAAACACUAGAAAUUCAUCCCUUAACAGAACGACUUCAACGUUUAAUGAAACUUCGAGAGCCUCUUCUGGAAUCCAUUGACGGCUUCGAUUUCGAUGAGAAAGUUCCGCAUCUGAUCAAGAGGGCCAAUUUUCCUUCAGGCCGUCUAGAUGAUAUUUUUCCAGUAUCUGGCAAUAUGCUGGAUACCAAUGAUCAAUUAAUAGAUAUUGAUACCUCAGAAGAACUGAUAUUUGAUUUCAACGCGAAAGAAGCGGUUAACACCAGACCAGUAGGGGGAUUAACACUAGAAGUGGCGAUGUUUUUCGACGAAGUGGCCUAUAAAAUGUUUGCACCCUUCAUGGAUUACGAUAAUAACAAGUUGCAGGACAUGCUUCUAGCUUACCUUAAUGGUGUCCAAGCUCUCUACCAUCAAGCUAGUCUUGGCACACCCCUUGAAAUAACUUUAGUUAGACUGGAUAUAAUGAAGAAUCAACCGCCAAAAAUGUACCAUCACAACGGAGAAAGAUCGAAAUUGCUGGAUUCAUUCUGUGAAUACCAAAAUAGUUUGAAUCCCGUUUCUGAUUCAGACCCUGAUCAUUGGGAUAUGGCUCUCUACGUAUCGGGAUUGGACUUUUACGCUAUGGAGAAUGGCAAAAAAAGCGGAGCAACUAUGGGGCUGGCAACUGUUGGGGGUGUUUGCCAUCAACAGUAUGCAUGCAUCAUUGCUGAACUUGGAACUACCAACGCUUUUGGAAAACCUUAUCCUAGUGCUGGAUUCACCAGUGUUUAUAUCCUAGCUCACGAGAUUGGACAUAACUUGGGAAUGCACCACGACAGUAUGGGUAACUCAUGCUCUAAAGAAGGAUACAUAAUGUCACCUUCCAGAGGAACCAACGGGGAAACGCAAUGGUCUUCGUGCAGUGCUAAAGUUAUGUCGAAAUUAGGCUGGGCGACUUGUUUGCGAGACGGAGGUAAAUACUCUAAGCAUUUGGACCACAAAAAGUUCUUAGAUCAUCCGGGGCAAAAAUAUACAGCGAAGAAACAGUGUGAAAUAUUACUCAGAGAUAAAGAUGCUGUGGCAUCCCCCAAUCAAGAUCCCUCCAAUAUUUGUUAUAACUUACAGUGUAAAACUCCACAUAGGAGUGGAUAUUAUUUCGCUGGGCCAGCACUGGAUGGUACAACCUGCGGAAACAAAAAGAUCUGCUUCGGUGGAGAGUGCUUGAGUAGAAGCCUCCCAGUACCUACGCAAGUCGUUCCAGGAGGAUGGAGUCCUUGGAAGGAGGGAACGUGUAAAUCAUCGUGUAUCGAAAAAUCUAAAGGGUACACCACCAAACGAAGAAUCUGUAAUAAUCCACCACCAGUAAACACCGAUCUUGGAUGUGAAGGUACUAGCGUUGAGUUCGCUACAUGUAGGGAUGAAAAGAUAUGCAAAAAGAGAAUAAGUGUCGUUGAAUAUGCUUCAAAAAAAUGCAAAGAGUUUUCCAAGGUUUUGUCAGAAUUGGACCCGAAAGGAAGCGGCUUGCAGGCCCCACACGAGGAAGGAAGAAUAUGGAUGGGAUGUGCUAUUUUCUGUAAGCGAGGGGAUUCUGGAACUUUCUACACCCCUAGAAUAGAGUUGAAUGAUUUGGGGAUCUCUCCGUAUUUUCCUGACGGUACCUUAUGCCACAGAGAGAACAAUCAGAAGUACUACUGUAUGCAUCAUCAUUGUUUGCCCGAGAAUUUCGUAUUCACGAAGUCAUCAUCCUCUUUACUGUUCGGAUUGGGAGAUGAUGUUCCCUUUUCCCAAAACGCCCAUCCAAAUGAAGUUGUUCCACCAGAAAUAAAAAGCUAUUUGUCUUUGGAUUCGCAAGGAAACCCUCUCAUGACUAGUUUGGGUUCGACAAAACUUAAAAGUCAAGAUUGGGAAAGUAAUGACUACAUAGAAAUACCAGAGCUGACGCAAAGGUUGAAAGGAGUUUUUCCCGAUUACAUGAAGUGAAUUGUGUAUUUUAUUAUUCAUGAAACAAACUUUUUGUACUUUUUUAGGAAAAUAAAAUA
Coccinella septempunctata (seven-spotted ladybird) is the source of this 2843-nucleotide messenger RNA. RefSeq names its product A disintegrin and metalloproteinase with thrombospondin motifs adt-1-like. Gene Ontology annotation, molecular function: metalloendopeptidase activity. The record is from RefSeq and is a predicted model, not a curated record. The transcript is spliced from 11 exons. Gene Ontology annotation, biological process: extracellular matrix organization; proteolysis. NCBI's taxonomy places the organism in Eukaryota, Metazoa, Arthropoda, Insecta, Coleoptera, Coccinellidae. The coding region runs from base 361 to 2784 and encodes 807 amino acids. Gene Ontology annotation, cellular component: extracellular matrix.